UGUUGAAAUUCUAAAUUUUUGUAUCUAAAUUAAAAGUGAUAUUAAUUUGGAAUAUUUAUUAUAUUAAGAUGUUAUGAAUAAUGAUAAUUUAUUAUGGACCAAUGAUGGUCCAUUCAAAAACUUGAAAAAUGUUAACAACCAUUAAAUAGCCGAAUUCAAAAUUUCUUAUGCGGCUGGAAAUUUGAAAUGGUUUUAGUAGGUAAUAAAUUACCAUGGUUUACUAUAAUGAUGGUACUAAAAUACCAUCUUUCGGCUUCGAUCAUGUGAGUCAAAAUAAUUUAACUUCCAAACCAGGAAGAAAAAAUAAAAGUUCGCAACAACGCCCAGGCGUGAACAAAAGUAGCGAAUAUUCUAUCCCAAAGGGAUAUCUGCGUCAUGAGAGGUCUCAAACGCAAGCACUUAAAAUACAACAAGAACCAAUCAGGUCCCAAAGUGAUAGUAAAUCUAAGACCUUAAAGAAAAGCGAAAAGACCGAAAAUUAUUUUUUUCACGAAGAAUCAAAAUCUAAGAACAAAAAUGCAAAAGAAAUGACUGUCAGACAGAUAAUGAAAAAUGCGUCAAAUAUCACGAACGAAAAUAAAAAAGGUAUUAAAAAUAACAACAUGAAAACAGCUGGAGAAUAUAAGUAUCAAGAUAAGUGUAAUUGUAUAAGUAGUAUUACAUUACAUACGCUGAAUGGAAGCCUUAAUCCAUACUGUAGACAUAAAACACAGAGAAACUUACGUAAAACAAGUUUGUCUAGUCACAGUAAUAAAAACAAAACUGGUAAACUGGCAUUACAACAAGUAUCAAAGCUAAACAAUGAUGUGUAUGGAAAACCACGAUCUAGUCCAUCUUCCAAAAUAAUUCAGAGUGAUAUUGAAUAUAUAGGCGAUCCCUUUAAUUUAAUGCAAGUUAAGGCUUGGAAAGUAAAUGCUAGUAAACGAAACGGUUCUAUUGAGGGAACCAUUAACGUGAAUGAUAUAAACAAAAAUGCUAAAGCAAAAUCACGACAUCAUGGCUUGUGGACGGGUGACUCUAAAAAAAAUGACCCCAAGCAAAUCUAUGUUUCAAAUUACUCUGAAGUACCCGGUAAACAAAAAUCUUUUAAGUCUAAGCCAAGUUAUAAAUAUGUUUAUCCGGUUAAUAACAAAAAAUACCAAGAAGGUGAUUUGCAAAAAAACAAAACAAGCAAUCAGACAAAUAUAGCAGUUGAGUCACAGAAAAUGAGAACUAUUAGGGGACGUCAAAGUAAUGCGCUAGGUCAGAAAUAUAAAUCACACAGACCUAUACUUUCAAGUCUGAUUAGUAAAAGUAAAGAUCAAAAAAGGUAUAAAACACUACCCAUUGACGGAAAAACCACCGACGUGAAUGACAUCACUAAAAAUGUUGAUACAAAAUCACAAGUUGAUGGCUUAUUGAAAACGGCACAAAUUAAUACUGACCGGACGGGUGAUUAUUUGAAUGUCAAGCAAGUUAAACCUAAGCCCGAGGUACAAAAGUCUUUAAAAAAGGUUCAGACAAACCUCCAAUAUGGUUAUUCAGUUCACAGCAAAAUAGAUCCAGAUAGUAAAUCACAAACAAACAAAAUAAGCACCCAGAAGAACAUUUUGAAUAUGAUAACUGAAUCACAGAAAAAAAUAAAAAAGUUCAGGCGUCGUAGAAGCAAUGCGUUAGGUCAGGAACAUAAAAAAUCUCGUAGUACAAUAUUGUCAAGUUUGAUUAGCAAUAAAAGAGAUCAUAAAAGGGAUAACACAAAAUCAAUUGAAAAAACCACUAUUACCGUGGAUGAUAAGAAUAAAAAUCAGGAUGCAAAAUUACAGCUACAAGGUUCAUUGAAAUCAACACUUAAAGAUACUAGUGAGACGAGUGACUAUUUAAAUACAACGCAAGUUGGUCCUAAGCAAAUGAAACAAAACCCUAUUCGAAAAUCUAAGCAGAUAAUUAAAUGUGAAUGUGCAACUUAUAACAAGAAGCACAAAAAAACUAAUACAAAACAACCUAAGCGGAAGGCUGCACCUAAAAAAGAAAAACCCAUAAAGAAAUCUAAGCCGAUAAUUAUAUGUAAAUGUCCAAUUUAUAGUAAAAUAAACCAAGAAACUGAUAUGAAAAAAGACAAAGUUGAUACUCAAAAAGACAAUACAAUUGGCACAAAUGAAUCGAAGGUGAUAAACCAUAUAAGUAGUAAAAGGCCUGAUCUAUUUGAUCAGAAAGAUGAGAUUCAACAAGAUAAGAAAUCCCGUAUGACGUUAAUUUCAAAUUGGUUUAGUAAACAUUCAAAAAGUUUUCAAGGAAAGUAUAAUAAAACAACCAGUGAGGGAACCACCAGCAAAAUGGACGAAAUAAAUAAAAAAAAUAUCGUGGAAUCACAACCAAAUGGUUCUGAUACUAAUAGGAAGGAUAAAUAUUUGAAUAAAAGAACAGAUACAGUUCAAGAAAAAUAUAAAGCUAAAUCCAUUGACGGAAGAACUACCAACGUGGAUGCCAAAAAUGAAUUAGAUCAGAAACAUAAAAUCUCGCGUACAACAAUAAUUUCAAGAUGGUUCAGCAAUAUUACCAAAAGACAUCAAGAAAAAUAUAACACAAAAACUAUUGUGGAAAACACUACCAACAAUGAUGAUAUAAAUAAAAACGUUAAUGUAAAAUCUCGCCAUGGUUCAUGGAGAAAAGUACAGGAUGGUACUGAUCAGGCAGGUGACAACUUAAACAUUAUGCAAGUUGCUCCUAAAGAUAUGUAUGCCACAAAUCAAACUGAUUUACCUGUGAAACAAAAACCUAUAAAUAAAUUAAAGCAGAAACCAGUAACAAAAAAACAAAAACCAACAAGAAAAGCUAAGCAGAAACAAAAACAAAUAAUAAAAUCUAACCAGGAGCCUCUACCUAAGAUUGAAAAACCAAUUCCGUGCUAUAAACGUAAAUGUCCAAUUUAUGGCAAAAUAAACCAAGAAAUUGAUAUGCAAAAAAAAGUUGUAGAUUCUCAGAAAUACAAUAAAAUUGGCACAAAUGAAUCACAGAUAAUAAAACAUAUGAGUGGUGAUAAGCGUAAUUUAUUAAAUCAGAAUGACGAGAUUCAGCAACAUAAGAACUCCCGUAUGACAUUAAUUUCGAAUUGGUUUAGCAAAAAUACAAAAAACCUUCAAUUAAAGCAUAACACGAAAGCUAGUGAAGGAACCACAAGCAAAAUGGGAGAAAUAAAUAAAAAUGUUGUCGUUGAAUCAUCACCAGAUGGUUCUUUGAAAGUACUAUCUAAUGUUAAAAAGGGUGAACAUUUGGAUACCUUGCAAGUUGAUCCUAACCAAAUGUAUGUCUUAAAUCAAACUGAUGUACCUAAAAUACAAAAAUCUAUAAGAAAAUCUAGACAAAGUAAUCAAUAUAAUUAUCAAUACAAUACGAUUCCCACAGCUAAACCACAGGAAAUAAACAAAGAAGAAGAAAAUGGUUUACAAAAACCCGAAAUAAGCACCCCCAUGAACAAUCUGAAUGUUUUACCUGAGUCACAGAAAAAAAUUGAUACUAUGCAAGUUGAUCCUAAUCAAGUGUAUGCUUCAAAUCAAACUGAUUUACCUGAAAAACAACCUAUUAUAAAAUCUAAGCAGAUAAUUAAAUGUGAAUGUGCAACUUAUAACAAAAAGCACAAAAAAACUAAUACAAAACAACCUAAGCGGAAGCCUGCACCUAAGAAACAAAAACCAAUAAGUAAGUCUAAGCAGAUAAUUAUAUGUAAAUGUCCAAUUUAUAGUAAAAUAAACCAAGAAACUGAUAUGAAAAAAGACGAAGUAGAUACCCAAAAGGAUAAUACAAUUGUCACAAAUGAAUCGAAGGUGAUUAGUGGUAAAAAGCCUGAUCUAAUUGAUCAGAAAGAUGGGAUUCAACAACAUAAAAAUUCUCGUAUGACAUUAAUUUCAAAUUGGUUUAGCAAAAGUAAAAAAAAUGUUCAAGGAACGCAAGAUGGUGUUAAAAAAUCCAAAGGAAGCACCCCGAGGAACAUUCUGAAUGUUUUAACUGAGUCACAAAAAAAAAUAAAAACAAUCAGGCGACGCAGGAGUCAUGAAUUAGAUCAAGAACAUAAAGAAUCACGUAAAACAAUUUUAUCAAGUUGGAUUGGAAAGAAUAUAAAAAGAGAUCAAGAAACGUAUAACAAAAAAGGCAUUCAGGAAACCACUAUUAACGUGGACAAUAUUGAUAAAAAUCUUAAUAGCAAACCGCAACUACGUGCUUCUUUGAAAUUUGUAAACAACAAUACUGGUUCAACGAAUGAGUAUUUAAGUACUAUGCAAGUUGAUCCAAAUCAAGUGUAUGCUUCAAAUCAAACUGAUUUACCUGAAAAACAACCUAUUAAAAAAUCUAAGCAAAUAAUUAAAUGUGAAUGUGCAACUUAUAACAAAAAGCACAAAAAAACUAAUACAAAACAACCUAAGCGGAAGCCUGUACCCAAGAAACAAAAACCAAUAAGGAAGUCUAAGCAGAUAAUUAUAUGUAAAUGUCCAAUUUAUAGUAAAAUAAACCAAGAAACUGAUAUGAAAAACGACGAAGUAGAUAUCCAAAAAGAUAAUACAAUUGUCACAAAUGAAUCGAAGGUGAUAAGUGGUAAAAAGCCUGAUCUAAUUGAUCAAAAAGAUGGGAUUCAACAACAUAAGAAUUCUCGUAUAACAUUAAUUUCAAAUUGGUUUAGCAAAAGUAAAAAAAAUCUUCAAGGAACGCAAGAUGGUGUUAAAAAAUCUAAAGGAAGCACCCCGAGGAACAUUCUCAAUGUUUUAUCUGAGUCACAAAAAAAAAUAAAAACAAUCAGGCGUCGCAGGAGUCAUGUAUUAGAUCAAGAACAUAAAGAAUCACGUAAAACAAUUUUAUCAAGUCGGAUUGAAAAGAAUAUAAAAAGAGAUCAAGAAACGUAUAACAAAAAAGGCAUUCAGGAAACCACUAUUAACGUGGACAAUAUUGAUAAAAAUCUUAAUAGCAAACCGCAACUACGUGCUUCUUUGAAAUUUGUAAACAACAAUACUGGUCCAACGAAUGAGUAUUUAAGCACUAUGCAAGUUGAUCCUAAACAAGUCUAUGCUUCAAAUCAAACGAAUUCACCUGAAAAACAACCUAUUAGAAAAUCUAAGCAGAUAAUUAAAUGUGAAUGUGCAACUUAUAACAAAAAGCACAAAAAAACUAAUACAAAGCAACCUAAGCGGAAGCCUGCACCUAAGAAAGAGAAACCAUUAAGAAAAUCUAAGCAGAUAAUUAUAUGUAAAUGUCCAUUUUAUAGUAAAAUAAACCAAGAAACUGAUAUGCAAGAAGAAGUAUUAGAUACUCCGAAAUACAAAAAAAUUGUCACAAAUGAAUCAGAAAUGAUAAGACAUAUGAGUAGUGAUAAGCGUAGUCUAUUAAAUCAGAAAGAUGAGAUUCAGCAACGUAAGAAUUCCCGUAUGACAUUAAUUACAAAUUGGUUUAGCAAAAAUAAAAAAAAUGUUCAAGGAACGCGUAACACGAAAGUAAGUGAGGGAACAACUAGCAAAGUGAACGAAAUAAAUAAAAAUGUUAUCGUAGAAUCACGACCAAAUGAUUCAGUGAAAGCAGUAUUUGAUGAUACUCAUAGAAAAGGUGAACAUUUGGAUACCUUGCAAGUUGAUCCUAAUCAAAAUUAUGCUUCAAAUCAAACAGAUUUACCUGAAAAACAACCAAUUACAAAAUCUAAGCAGAUAUUUAAAUGUGAAUGUGCAACUUAUAAUAAAAAGCACAAAAAAACUAAUACAAAGCAACCUAAGCGGAAGCCUGCACCUAAGAAACAAAAACCAAAAAGAAAAUCUAAGCAGAUAAUUAUAUGUAAAUGUCCAAUUUAUAGUGAAAUAAAGCAAGAAACUGAUACACAAAAAGUCGUAAUAGGUACUCAGAAAUACACAAAUGAAUCACAAAUGAUCAGAUACAUGAGCGGUGAUAAGCGUAAUCUGUUAGAUCAGAAAGAUGAUAUUCAGCAACAUAAGAAUUCCCGUAUGACAUUAAUUUCAAAUUGGUUUAACAAAAAUAAUAAAGGAGAUGAAGUAAAUCAAAAUGUUCGAUCAAAAACACGAUCGAAUAAUUCGGCAAGAAAAAUACAUUUUAGUACUGAUCUGAGGGCUGAAAAUUUAAAUACCAAGCAAGUUGAUCCUAAACAUAAAUAUAUUUCAAAUCAAACUGAAGUACCUCAGAAACAAAAAACCUUAAGAAAAUCUGAGCAGGUUAUUUGUAAAUGUCCAGUUUAUAGUAAAUUGAAGCGGAAUCACAAAGAAGAAAUUGAGUUACAAAAAGACAUAGCUGACAAGUCAGAGGAAAAACUGCAAAAGAAGAAGAAUACAGUAUUUUCAGGUCGGCAUAGUAAAAAUCAAAUAAGGGAACAAGAAAGUUAUAACUUAAAAGUUGUUGAGGGAACUGAUAAUGAAUUAACCGAGAAAGAUAAACUUUUAAGAAAAUCAAAGCUAAGGAUUAUAUGUAAAUGUCCAUUUAAAAGCCAAAUAGGUCAAAAAAGUGAUGUGCUAAAAGACAACAUAACUACUGACAAUACAAUUGACAAAUCAAAGGAAGAAAUGCAAGAGAAGCGUCUACGCAAAAAUAUUUUUUCUAGUCAGCGUAGCAAAAAAACAGCAAAGGAUCAGGAAAGCAUUAACACGAAAACCAUUGAAGGAACUGCUGAAACUGAAGUGCCGAAGAAAGACAAACCUUUGAGAAAAUCUAUGCAAAAUGUUAUAUGUAAAUGCCCAUUGAAACGCCAAAUAGGUCAAAAUAGUGAUUUACAAAAAUACAGCGAAGUAGACAAAGAAGGAACUACUGAAAAGAAAUUAUCGGAUAAAGAAAAAAAAUUAAGAAAAUCUAAGCAAAGUGUUAUAUGUAAAUGUCCAUUUAAAAGCCAAAUAGAUCAAAAAUCAAAGGAAGAAAUGAAAGAGAAGCCCACCCGAAAAAAAUUUUUUUCAAACCAGCGUAGCAAAAAAAUUUCAACCAAAAGGAUUGAUACGAAGACCACUGAAGGAACUACUGAAACUGAAGUACCGAAGAAAGAUAAAUCUAUGCAAAGUGUUAUAUGUAAAUGUCCAUUUAAAAGCCAAAUGGGUCGACAUAGUGAUUUGAAAAAAGACAGCAAAGUAGAUAUUGAAGGAAGUACUGAAACUGAAGUACCAAAGAAGGACAAACGUUUGAGAAAAUCUAAGCAAAAUAUUACAUGUAAAUGUCCAUUUGAAAGCCAAAUGGAUCGGCAUAGUGAUUUGCAAAAAGAUAUCAAAGUAGACAUGGAAGGAACUACUGAAACUGAAGUACCAAAGAAGGACAAACGUUUGAGAAAAUCUAAGCAAAGUAUUAUAUGUAAAUGUCCAUUUAAAAGCCAAAUGGAUCGACAUAGUGAUUUGCAAAAAGACGGCAAAGUAGACAUCGAAGGGACUACUGGAACUGAAGUACCAAAGAAGGACAAACGUUUGAGAAAAUAUAAGCAAAAUAUUAUUUGUAAAUGUCCAUUUAAAAGCCAAAUGGAUCGGCAUAGUGAUUUGCAAAAAGAUAUCAAAGUAGACAUGGAAGGAACUACUGAAACUGAAGUACCAAAGAAGGACAAACGUUUGAGAAAAUCUAAGCAAAGUAUUAUAUGUAAAUGUCCAUUUAAAAACCAAAUGGAUCGACAUAGUGAUUUGCAAAAAGCCAGCAAAGUAGACAUUGAAGGAACUACUGAAACUGAAGUACCAAAGAAGGACAAACGUUUGAGAAAAUCUAAGCAAAGUAUUAUAUGUAAAUGUCCAUUUAAAAGCCAAAUAGAUCGACAUAGUGAUCUGCAAAAAGCCAGCAAAGUUGACAUUGAAGGAACUACUGAAACUGAAGUACCAAAGAAGGACAAACGUUUGAGAAAAUCUAAGCAAAGUAUUAUAUGUAAAUGUCCAUUUAAAAGUCAAAUAGAUCGACAUAGUGAUUUGCAAAAAGCCAGCAAAGUUGACAUUGAAGGAACUACUGAAAAUGAAAUACCAAAGAUGGACAAACGUUUGAGAAAAUCUAAGCUAAGUGUUAUAUGUAAAUGUUUCAUUAUUGGUAAGUCUAAGCGGAGUGGUUUACAAAACGACAACAUUAAUACUGAGAAUAACAAAAAAAAUGAUAAUUCAAAGGAAGAAAUGCAAGAGAAGCUUACCAGCAAAAAAAUUUUUUCAAGUCAGCGUAACAAAAAAACAGCGAAGGAUCAGGAAAGUAUUAAUACGAAAGCCAUUGAAGGAACUGCUGAAACUGAAGUACCGAAGAUGGACAAACGUUUGAGAAAAUCUAAGCAAAGCAUAUGUAAAUGUCCAGAGCACAAAUCAUUGUUGAUUCCUACUGAAACUGAAAUACCCGAGAAACACAAGUUCUCAGAAACAUCUAAGCAAAAUAUUAAAUGUGUUUGCCCAUUUCAUAGCAAAAUGGAUCAACAAAGUGAUACAAAUGUUCAGAAGUACAAAAAAAUAUCAAAAGAGAAGAAACAAGAUAAGAAUAUCCGUAAAUCAAUUUCUAGUCAGCGUAACAAAAAGACAGAGGCCAUUAAGGGAACUCCUGCUGUUUAUAGUAAAUCUAAUAAAUGUGUUUGUCCAUUUAACAAAAAGUCAAAGAAAAUUAUACAUAUAACAUCAUUAUUAAGCAGGUUUAGCAAAAAUAGAAAUCAAUGCGUUUGUUCAUAUAGUAAAGACCAUAAAAAUAUUAAUAGAAAAAAAGACAAAAUAAGUAAUGCCAAAUCACAAUCAGAUGAUUCAUUGAGAAAGUCUAAUCACAGUACUCAAUGCGAUUGUCCAUUUAAUACUAAAAUACGCAAUGAGCGUACGGGUAAAAGAACUAAAGAUAAUAUUUGUAUAUGUUCGCGCAAAAGAAAUGAAACGGAUGAGAAAAUAUCUAAAAAUGUACGAAAGUCACAACAGAAGAAACCUCCCUCAAAAUCUUCUGGAAAAGUUAGUGAAAGUACCCAAAAGUUCAUAAAGACGAUAAAACUUUAUCAAAACCCUGUUCAAGAAAUAAGGAAUUUUUGUAAAGAUAACAUUUGUUCUCAGAUUUUUAGAAAAGGUGAUUCACGAAAGAAAAGUGCUGUUAAAAGAAAAGAGAAAAUUGGUUCUCAGAAAAUUGAAGACGAUUUGAAAAAAAAAAAGAUAACACGUGAUUUGCAUGAUAAACAUAGACAAAAAAAUAAAAAGCAAGCUAAUACAUGUAUAUGCAAAGUACCACCUUCACAAACAUCACAAACACCAACUGGAUUCAAAUUAAAUAUACUAAGCGUAGAAGACAGAAAUAAACACAGAGUUGAUAGACGUAUACCUCCUAAAGAAGUAAAGUCACGACCACGUGGUUCCAUGGGUAAGGUUCGCGUGAAAGGUAAAAAGAUGAAAUCAGUAUUUAAUUUAUGUAAAUGCAUUGUCAAAGUACAGUCACAACCAGAUGGUACAUCGGCUAAAAUUAAAAAGAUAAAAGAAAAAAGGAAGACAAAAGAUAAAAGGAAGACCAAAGAUAACAGGAAGAUAAAAGGCAAAAAUAAAUACACAGCUAAAGAAAAUGAUACCGCAAAAUCACGCAUGAAAAAUUUGUUAAAUAUUUUUGAUGAGUCCCAUGUAAUGACACGUGAUCAGACUGUUGAAAUACCUGAGUGUAAAUUGACCAAUAAAUGUUCAGGCCUAGAUGACAUAAGAAAGGUAGAUUACUCUCCAACAUCGUAUCCACAAGAAAAACCAAUUGAUGUUAAAUUAAACUCCGAUGGAAUGAACAUUGUUAAUUCUGAAGAAAUAUUGGAAAAAAUGAGAAAACGAAAAAAAAUUAAAUUCUGUAAAAGGUGUAAAAAGGGUUACAGCGUUUCGGAUGAUCUAUUAUCACAGGAAAUAAACUAUCCCGAUGGGUAUAAAUAUAAGAUUCCAAUUGACUUGAAAGUAAACUCUGAUAAUAUGAAAGUUAUUAAUUCUGACAUACUUAAAAACCAAAAUAAAAACAAAAAACCGCUCUGCAGUAAAUGCAAAAGAAUAUAUAGUCAAUAUGGUAUUGGGUCUAAACAGGUAAAGAAAUUUGCAAAAUGGCGGCAUCUACAACAACCAAUUGAAGUAAGAUUAAACUCUGAUACCAUGAAAGUUAUGAAUCAUGACGAAAUAUCAUGCGACAUUAAUAAGCGGAAGAAAAAUCAUGACAAAAUGUUACGAAAAAUUAAUAAGCGGAAGAAAAGAAAAUUCGGUAGUAAAGAAAAUAUAAGUUGUAGUAAAUCUGACAAUUGUUUAACAGGGAAAAUUAACUCUUCAAAACGGCGUACGUCUAAAAAACAAAAAGUAAAACGAUUCUGCGGUAAAUGUAGAAGGAAUUGCAGUAAGCCUGGGUCACUAAAUGAAUGGGAAACGAAUCCUCCACUUGAAUUAACUAGAGAUGAAAUGAAGGAUUCCGAUUCUGAUAAAAUAUUACGAAGCGUCAAUGAUCAGGAAAAAGCCACACCUUCCAUUAAAAACAAUAGAAUCGUUAGUAAAUCUGAAAACUGGUCCCCACAAGCAAAAAUUAAACUAAAAAUUAAACCGAGAAUGCAGGUUCAAAUUAAAGAUGAAUUGGCAAAGGUACGUUCUGAUAACAUUUCCGUACCAAAAGAAAAAGGCAAAUCUAAAUUAAAUAAAGUAGUUAAAACCAAACCUCAAAAAAGCGUAUCGAAAUUAUUUAAGACAAAAAGCGGUAAACUGGAGAACAAAAACAAACAAAGCAGAAUGAAAUGUCCAGAAAUAGAUUGCAAUAAAAAUAUGACUGAUAGUGAGUUAUUACAGAAAAAUUACGAAACAGACCGAAAACCUGAGUUGAGUUUAAUUCGAGAUGGAAAUUGCAUUUUAAAUUCGAACGAAGUGUUACUAAACUCUAAGAAUGUCUUAAAUCCGAGAAGAAUUAACAAAUUCUCUUGUCUUUGCAAAGACUCCUUUUAUAUUAGAUGUGAGAAUGAUAAUUGGUCGCGAAGUACUAAAAAUAAACUAUCGAAUCAACCUUACUUGACAUCAAAAAAAGGAAGAAAUUUGACAAAGGGACCUAAUAUUAGCUCCGUUUUCUUCAAAAAUGGAAGAAAACGUAAUGUUCAAUGCAGUUCUGCCCUUUGCCAAAAUACAGAAGGUCAGGCAGUUCAAAAUGAAGGUUUUGCUAAUCCUAUUCCACUAACAAAUACAAGUGACCAGACUGUUCACAGGGAAGGCAUUAUUAGUCCUUCAAAAAUUGUUACUUCAGCAAGUAGAAGUAAAAGAAAACAAAAGCGUGGGCAAAAGAAAGGCGCUUAUAGUAUUUCUUUGACAAAUAGACCAGACCCAGUUAAAAAGAAAAGGGUUAUUAGUCCUUCAAAAAUUUUAGGUAAAAAACACAAAAGCCAAAGUGACCACGCUCGCCUAGGUCAAUGUAUAUGUUCCGAUACUAAGCACAAAGGCAAAAUUAACCACGCUCGCCUAGGCCGAUGUAUAUGUUCCAUUACUAAGCACAAAGGCAAAAUUGACCAUACUCGUCAAGAUAAAUGUACAUGUUCCAGUACUAUGCACAAAGGCCAAAGUGAUCAUAGUCAUCUAGAUAAAUGUAUAUGUUCGAGUACUAAAUCCAAAGGCCAUACUGACCAUACUCGUCAAGAUAAAUGUACAUGUUCCAGUACUAUGCACAAAGGCCAAAGUGAUCAUAGUCAUCUAGAUAAAUGUAUAUGUUCGAUUACUAAAUCCAAAGGCCAUACUGACCAUACUCGUCAAGAUAAAUGUACAUGUUCCAGUACUAUGCACAAAGGCCAAAGUGAUCAUAGUCAUCUAGAUAAAUGUAUAUGUUCGAGUACUAAAUCCAAAGGCCAUAUUGACCAUACUCGUUUAGAUAAAUGUGUAUGUUCGAGUACUAAAUCCAAAGGCCAAAUUGACCAUACUCGUCUAGAUAAAUGUAUAUGUUCGAGUACUAAAUCCAAAGGACAAAUUGACCAUACUCGUGUAGAUAAAUGUAUAUGUUCGAGUACUAAAUCCAAAGGACAAAUUGACCAUACUCGUCUAGAUAAAUGUAUAUGUUCGAGUACUAAAUCCAAAGGACAAAUUGACCAUACUCGUGUAGAUAAAUGUAUAUGUUCGAGUACUAAAUCCAAAGGACAAAUUGACCAUACUCAUUCUAAUAAAUGUAUAUGUUCGAGUACUAAGCAAAAAGGCAAAAGUGACCAUACUCAUUCAAAUAAAUGUAUAUGUUCCAGUAACAAGUACAAAAGCAAAAGUGAUAAGACUGUAAAAGCAAUCAAAGCAAAAGUUAUAAAUAAAUGUUUGUGUCGCUUUAUGGUAGAUAAAUGUUUGUGUUACAAUAAAAAGGACAAAGGUAAAAGUGUAACCACUGUUAAAGGUAAAAAAGAAAAAAAUAAAAUUGACAACACUCCUCGAAGUAGGAGUAGCAAACAUGUGAGACGCAAAAGUGUUAUUGUAGAUAAAAAAAGCAAAUCUUCAAAAAGCAGUAAUUCUGUUAUAUUAGUGAACAAAAACGAACAGACUUCUAGGCACACAGGUAAAAACGAAAUUAAAUCAGCUAAGAAAGGAAAACAAAUCAAGAAAGAAAAACCAGAAAGGAAAACAAAAUCUGUAACGAGUAGGCGACAAAGCGAAGAUAAGAACAGGCAUAGUAAUAUAAAAACUAGAAGUAUUAAAUCAGAUAAAAGAAAAUCUGUGCAAGGUAAAUCUGUGAAGACUAGUCCUCAAGUUAAGAAAGUCAAACCUAGACACCAUAAAAAAGCCAGCAGUUCAAUAUCAUCAAAGGUAAAGAAAGAUCAAAUUAAGAGACAAAUGAGAGCCUCAAGGCAAAAACAUGUUAAGAAACGAAAAAGAGACUCGAAGAUAAAGCAGGAACAAGUUAAGAGACGAAAAAGAGACUUGCAGAUGAAAAACAAAGCAUCGAAAAAAAGAAAACAGGCUUUAAACAAAAAUAAGGAGAAAGAAAAACAAAUUAUGAAAAAUCUUAAGAAACCUGAAAAGAAAGACAAUUUUAAAAAAGAAAUUGCUGCCGGACGUCGUAAAUUCGAAAAAGAUUUAACGAGAGAAAGGAUGAGACAAGAGAAAGCUGCCAUGAAGAAACGAAAAAAAGAUAUAAAGAAGAAAAAGAAGGAACUUGCAGGAUUGACGCAAACGCCUGAUACGGAAACAUCAUGGUGGGCAGAAUUUUUCAGAAUUGUUCUCUCUUUAUUUGGGAGAUCUGUUUGGGCGAUGUUAAAAGCAUCAUUUAAAUUAAUUUUCCAGCCAAAAUUAUCAUAUUAUUAUAUGAAAAAUAGAGUCCAAAAUCCAGUUGGAACUGCGCAGAGAAUUUCAAAACACAUUUCAGAUGAGUGGAAGAUGAUAAAACUCAAGUUACGAAAUGCCGGAGCGGGGUCUCCAUCUUACAAUGUCAUUAUGGACACAGUAAAAGAAAACUUAAUAUUUUAUGAUCUGUUUAACACCGGGAAGACUAAAGAAGAAAAGGUGGAAAUAGAGACAAAGAAAAAGCAAAGAAGGAUAAGAAUACGAAGGAGAAAAGAUCAUGCAUUGCAUAGUUGUAACCACACACUUUUGCACACUUUGAGAAAUUAUCCAUGUCUGUGGUUUUAUCAUGUUUGUCCAGCUAUGUACCCGCAAUGUCUCAGUUUUAUUGUGUUCAUGCGGAAUUUUUGGCAUGUAUGUUUGUUCACUUGUGCUGUGUGUUGUUGGACCCCUUGUAUUGCAAUGAUUGAGAUAGUUCGGCAGCUGUGUUGCUGUAUGUUUUGUGUUCAGUAAAUAAAUUUGUUAGGGAAGUUGA
Molecule: messenger RNA, 13686 nt
Organism: Plodia interpunctella (Indianmeal moth)
Lineage: Eukaryota; Metazoa; Arthropoda; Insecta; Lepidoptera; Pyralidae
Exons: 1
Coding region: 213-13664 (4483 amino acids)
Source: RefSeq, a predicted model, not a curated record